Brassica oleracea var. oleracea is the source of this 2057-nucleotide messenger RNA. RefSeq lists its product as uncharacterized. The transcript has 4 exons. The record is from RefSeq and is a predicted model, not a curated record. Bases 409 to 1998 code for a protein of 529 amino acids. Lineage: Eukaryota; Viridiplantae; Streptophyta; Magnoliopsida; Brassicales; Brassicaceae.
AACUCAUUGUUAAUUGCUGAUUUAGUAUUAUUUAAACAAAUGGAUCAGAAAAAGAAGGCGUAUAAACCCCAAAAAGAUCCUGCCAAUAAUCAAAACUAUAGACUAUUAUAGUACAAACCAAAUAAAAUAAUCAACGAAUACAAUACAGAGAUGACAACAAUCCCCACGACACCAAAUUCGACCGUUACUCACAACGUUCCAACACAUCAAAUCUCUUUUUCUCUUUUAUCAUUCAAAAGAACUUGCUUUUAUUAUCGUAGCCGUUAGCUCUCCGCGCCUAGUUAAAAAAAAAAGAACUCCAACUUUCUCAAUCACAUCAAAUUCAAUCUCCCAUAUCAAAAAUCAAAUCCAAAUCUAAACCUUCUUGAAUCUCUCCUUAUCUCAAUCUCUUCAAAACUCUCGACAGCAAUGGCGGCUCUAGCACCCGGGAUCCUCCAGAAGCUAAUCGACGGCAUGAAAACGGGAGUCAAACCCACCGGAGAGCACAGAAGCUCUCUGGUGCAAGUCACGGACAUCGUCCCGAUCGAUCUCGACGAGAAGAAUCUGUUGCCGAAAGAGGGCUUCUUCAUCAAACUCUCCGACUCUUCCCACUCCAUCUACGUCACCCUCCCCUCCGACCAAGACGACGUCGUUUUGAGCAACAAGAUGCAGCUCGGCCAGUUCAUCUACGUCGACAGGCUCGAUCCUGGGACCCCCGUUCCGAUCGUGCAAGGCGCGAGGCCCAUCCCGGGGAGGCAUCCUCUGCUCGGGACUCCCGAGGUCAGCGCGAGAGGCACGGAAAGGCAGAGGAGGGGUUCUUGGGGUCAAAACGGCGACGUUGCGUCUCCUUUUGUGUUAAAGUCCGCGGCUUUGGAUUUCGAUCAGUGUACUCCGGCCAAGCAGAGGAGAUUUGGAGCGGCGGGGGCUUCUCCGAUGACGAGGGGGAGGUCGCCGGGUGGUGUUAGGUGUUCUUAUGGAGGAGGAGGGAUGUUGGGGAAGUUGAAGGGAGAGAGUCCUGCUUCGAUGAUGAGGAAGAGCUGUGUUGUGCCGCCGACCUCCAAGUUUCCGAGGAGUAGGAGUGUUUGCGAUAGAGAGACGGCCAAGAUGAGCUCUGUUUCUUCUUCUGCUCUUCUUAGUCCUUUUAAAUCCUCUGCAAAGAAGAGUAACUCGCCGCCUCCGAGUGUACGUACUAGACGAGCAACCGCUGCAGCUGCUUUGAUGGAAGAGGAGAGAGAUGCUCCAAAGUCGAUUUCGAAAUUGGCUUCUCCAAAUCAUAGUAAGGUGGAGAAACCAGAGAAGAGUUGGAGUUUAACAGGAAGACUCAGCACACUGAGCAAGGAAGCUAUGCAGCAGAGGGAGACGGCUCAGAAGAUAGCUCUUCAGGCAUUGAGAGAAGCUACUGUCACUGAAACAGUUGUUCGUCAUCUCAAGACUUUGGCCAAUCUGAGCAAAUCAGCCAAACCUGAUUGCCCUGCUGCGUGCUUCGAGAAGUUCUUGGAGUUUCACAAGCAGAUAUCUGAAACCAUGAGCGAAAUCUCUGCCAUUGAAGCAGCUGUUUCAUCAGCUAGUGAGAACAAAUCUGAGGAUGGAACAACGUCUUUGAUACUUAACGAGAUCCAGCACAACUCUAUUGAUCAAGAGAAAACUGCAACGAAGAGAAGAACUACUUCCCUGAAGCAGCAGCAAAACCACAAGCAACUGAGGUCAAACGAUGAGAACAAGAACCCAUCAGCUCCUCCUCCUCCUUCCGGGUUAGGAAACACGGCUAGGUUGGCUAAAGAGACAGAGAAAGAAGCUGCAAAUUGGUUCAUGGAGUUUAUAGAGAAGGCUCUAGAGAAAGGGAUGAAGAAGUGUAAAGGCACAGGAGAUGCAGAUGUUAAGAAGGUUCCACAGUCUCUGAUUCUCCAAGUUGUAAACUGGGUGGAAGCAGAACAGUCUGCUGAUAACACUAGACGGCAAGUACAUCCAAGAGCAUCACAGAUCACUAGAAAGCUCAGAAUCAAAAUGAAGAAUCCUUGAAUCAUAAGUGAAGAUAAAAAGUUUUUUUUUUUUUUAAUAUUGUUCCCACAUCUACCACU